UGUAUUUCUCCCCCCACCUCCCCACUCCCUUUCAUGUUCAGUGAGAGCAGUAGUGUAGAUUUGAUAGAAAUUGCCAUUCUCCCGUUCCUUGGACUAUCUGAACCUGUAGAGGAUACCACAGCAAUGCUGGACUGCAGCGACUACGUUCUAGACUCAAGAAUGAACAAUCCGUCAGAAACCAGUAAACCAUCGAUGGAGAGUGGGGACGGGAACACAGGCACGCAAACAAACGGCCUGGACUUUCAGAAGCAGCCUGUGCCUGUCGGAGGAGCAAUCUCUACAGCCCAGGCCCAGGCCUUCCUUGGGCACCUUCAUCAGGUCCAGCUCGCUGGAACAAGUUUACAGGCUGCUGCUCAGUCCUUAAAUGUACAGUCUAAAUCUAAUGAAGAAUCUGGGGACUCUCAGCAGCCAAGCCAGCCUUCCCAGCAGCCUUCAGUGCAGGCGGCCAUACCCCAGACCCAGCUCAUGCUGGCCGGAGGACAGAUCACCGGGGUAAGAGUUACCCAGGGAUGCUGCAGUCCCACACAGCUCACGUUGACGCCAGCCCAGCAACAGUUAUUGCUCCAACAGGCGCAGGCGCAGUUGCUGGCGGCUGCAGUGCAGCACUCAGCCAGCCAGCAGCACAGCGCUGCUGGUGCCACCAUCUCGGCCUCUGCUGCGACGCCGAUGACGCAGAUCCCUCUAUCUCAGCCAAUACAGAUUGCACAGGAUUUGCAGCACUUGCAGCAGCUUCAGCAGCAGAAUCUCAACCUGCAACAGUUUGUGUUGGUGCAUCCAACAACCAACUUGCAGCCAGCACAGUUCAUCAUCUCACAAACGCCGCAGGGGCAGCAGGGUCUCCUGCAAGCGCAGAAUCUCUUAACGCAACUACCUCAGCAAAGCCAAGCCAACCUCCUGCAGUCUCAGCCAAGCAUCACCCUUGCCUCGCAGCCAGCAACCCCAACACGCACAAUAGCAGCGACCCCCAUUCAGUCACUUCCACAGAGCCAGUCAACACCAAAGCGAAUCGACACUCCCAGCUUGGAGGAGCCCAGUGACCUUGAGGAGCUUGAGCAGUUUGCCAAGACUUUCAAACAAAGACGGAUCAAACUUGGAUUCACUCAGGGUGAUGUUGGGCUCGCUAUGGGCAAACUCUAUGGAAAUGACUUCAGCCAAACUACCAUCUCUCGCUUUGAAGCCUUGAACCUCAGCUUUAAGAACAUGUGCAAGUUAAAGCCACUUCUGGAAAAGUGGCUCAAUGAUGCAGAAAACCUCUCAUCUGAUUCAACUCUCUCCAGCCCAAGUGCCCUGAAUUCUCCAGGGCAAGGGAUCGAAGGCUUGAACCGUAGGAGGAAGAAACGCACCAGCAUAGAGACCAACAUACGUGUGGCCUUAGAGAAGAGUUUCCUGGAGAACCAAAAGCCUACCUCGGAUGAGAUCGCCAUGAUAGCUGACCAGCUAAACAUGGAGAAGGAGGUGAUCCGCGUUUGGUUCUGUAACCGGCGCCAGAAGGAGAAAAGGAUCAACCCACCCAGCAGUGGUGGAACCAGCAGCUCGCCCAUCAAAGCAAUUUUCCCUUGUCCAACCUCACUGGUGGCAACCACGCCAAGCCUUGUGACUAGCAGUGCAGCUACAACCCUGACUGUCAACCCCGUGCUCCCUCUGGCCAGUCCUGCUGUCACCAGUCUGUCAGUCACAGGCACAACAGAAACCACCUCCAACAACACGGCAACAGUGAUUUCAACAGCACCUCCGGCUUCUUCAGCAGUGACAUCACCCGCCCCGAGCCCUUCCCCUUCUGCCUCAGCCUCCACUUCCGAGGCCUCCAGUGCCAGUGAGACCAGCACAACACAGACAACCUCCACCCCCUUGUCCUCCCCUCUCGGGACCAGCCAGGUGAUGGUAACGGCAUCAGGGUUGCAAACGGCGGCAGCGGCCGCUUUACAAGGAGCUGCACAGUUGCCUGCAAAUGCAAGUCUUGCUGCCAUGGCUGCUGCAGCAGGGCUAAACCCAGGCUUGAUGGCAUCCUCGCAGUUUGCAGCUGGAGGUGCCUUACUCAGUCUCAAUCCAGGGACAUUAGGUGGUGCUCUCAGCCCGGCCCUGAUGAGCAACAGUACACUGGCAACUAUUCAAGCUCUUGCAUCCGGUGGCUCUCUUCCAAUAACAUCACUGGAUGCAACUGGAAACUUGGUGUUUGCCAAUGCUGGAGGUACCCCUAACAUCGUCACUGCCCCUCUGUUCCUGAACCCUCAGAACCUUUCUCUGCUCACCAGCAACCCAGUUAGCUUGGUCUCUGCAGCUGCAGCCUCCGCAGGGGCCUCUGGACCAGUCGCCAGCCUUCACGCCACCUCCACCUCAGCCGAGUCCAUCCAGAACUCUCUCCUCACAGUGGCCUCUGCCAGCGGGGCCACGUCCACCACCACUACUGCCUCCAAGGCACAGUGAGCCGGGCUGGGCUCUGCUCCAGCAGCCUGGGUCACUGUGCGCUGGGAUCGGCUGCCAGCCCGGUCGAUGGACUGAAAAUGCCAUGGGCAUCCUCUCACCGUGUUGCUGGGGACAAGAGAGAGAGAGAGAAAGAGAGA
Molecule: messenger RNA, 2561 nt
Organism: Melospiza georgiana
Lineage: Eukaryota; Metazoa; Chordata; Aves; Passeriformes; Passerellidae
Gene: POU2F1
Product: POU class 2 homeobox 1
Exons: 16
Coding region: 34-2424 (796 amino acids)
Biological process (GO): regulation of transcription by RNA polymerase II
Cellular component (GO): nucleus
Molecular function (GO): RNA polymerase II cis-regulatory region sequence-specific DNA binding; DNA-binding transcription factor activity, RNA polymerase II-specific
Source: RefSeq, a predicted model, not a curated record